Molecule: messenger RNA, 4805 nt
Organism: Thunnus maccoyii (southern bluefin tuna)
Lineage: Eukaryota; Metazoa; Chordata; Actinopteri; Scombriformes; Scombridae
Gene: naa40
Product: N-alpha-acetyltransferase 40, NatD catalytic subunit
Exons: 8
Coding region: 394-1113 (239 amino acids)
Cellular component (GO): nucleus
Molecular function (GO): protein N-terminal-serine acetyltransferase activity; histone H4 acetyltransferase activity; histone H2A acetyltransferase activity
Source: RefSeq, a predicted model, not a curated record
UUUUCCGUUUGGGGCUGAGUGGAGUCUGAGAAGUCGGAGCUCUGGAGGAGCACGUGAAGGCCUCAUGGUUGGACGCGACGGAGAGAAGAGGAAAAGAAAAGAGCAAAGACGGGACCUGAAAUAAAUUCAGCCUCGCAGUCUUGGCGCCAAUCCGACUAAAAGAGGAAUAAAGCAGCUAAAUAUUUCCACAGACGUUUUAAUCAGAUGUGCGUCUAACUGCGGCUCCCCUCUCUCUCUCUACAGCCGUGGCUCGGUGCUGUAGUUAGCCAGCUAGCCGCGUUAGCACACCAUCUAUCUAUCAUUGUCAUAUUAAUCUGGCCGCCUUCUCUCUGUCUGCAGUCACGAUAAUACUGAUAACUCAGCAGCAGUGAUCGAUAACACACGGCCGCAAAAAUGGGGAGGAAGUCCAACCGAGCGAAGGAGAAGAAAGCCCGGCGUCUGGAAGAGAGGGCGGCUAUGGACGCCGUCUGCGCUAAGGUGGACGCUGCCAAUAAGCUUGAUGACCCACUGGCUGCCUUCCCAGCCUUCAAAAAGUACGACAGAAACGGGCUGAACCUGCAGAUAGAGUGCAAGAGAGUGACCUCCCUCAACCCGCUGUCUGUGGAGUGGGCCUUCGAACUCACCAGAGCCAACAUGCAGACACUGUAUGAGCAGAGCGAGUGGGGCUGGAAGGAGAGGGAAAAGAGGGAGGAGAUGAACGACGAGAGAGCGUGGUACCUGCUGGCUCGCGACGGCGACUCCGCCCCCGUGGCCUUCUCUCACUUCCGGUUCGACGUGGAGUGCGGGGAGGAGGUACUAUAUUGCUAUGAGGUGCAGUUAGAGAGCAGAGUGCGGAGGAAAGGGCUCGGCAAGUUCCUCAUCCAGAUACUACAGCUCAUCGCUAACAGUACACAGAUGAAGAAAGUGAUGCUGACAGUUUUUAAACACAACCACGGGGCUUAUCAGUUCUUCAGAGAAGCUUUACAGUUUGAGAUCGACGAGACCUCGCCGAGCAUGUCUGGCUGCUGCGGCGACGACUGCUCUUACGAGAUCCUGAGCCGGCGGACCAAACACGGCGAGGCCUCGGUGGGACACACCCACGGGGGCGGGCACUGCGGCGGCUGCUGCCACUGAUCGACCGCAGCGACCUCCGCCGAUUGGUUAAAAGCCAGCAACUUUCAUGGCUGUGUGUGAAAGCUUGAGCUGCCUGCUACUUGGCGGGCGUUUUGAGUUUGAAUGGCCGUCUCUGUGGCCGUUAAAAAUGAACCAAUGGUGGAAAUGCGCCAUACCUGGUUACAGAUAUUAAUGUUGCAUUAUGGAUUGAGAUUUAUGUGUCUUUUGUGUGUUCCUGCUACAAAAGCAGUAUGCAGUGUGAGCUUUCACACAUAGCUCCUGUUUUUUUUUUUUGUUUUUUUAAAUUUUUUUUCCUACUUCUUGGUUCAAUGUCCAAGCUAUCUUUUCCCCCAUUCUCUCAUCCCAAUUAAUGACUAUUAGUGGUUCCCAGUAAAGAACAAGCUAAACAUUGCCGACAUUCUCUACCACUGCAAUGAACCUCAUCCCAUCCUGCUCUCAUCUCCUGAUGUGCUAUACUGUAUUGAAUCAUUCUGCAGUGCUUAACAUGGGUUGCUGGCCCGGGGCUGUUUUUAUAGAAACUCAGUGUCUCCAGUCAGGAUCUCUCAAGGCUGAGACAGAAUUUAUCUGAGGUAGUAAAUUCUUCUAAAUUGAUAAAUCAUGCCCUAACUCAAAUCACCAUGGAUACUAAGCAGAUAAGAAAGGGUUUAUAGAGUUAGCCAGUUUCUGUAAUACAGCUCCUGAUCACACUCCUGAGACUACAAGCUUGUUUCACUGAACCAGGCUCCAAGAUCAGGCUGAUAGACUCAGUUAUGUGUCCCUUAAAAAAAAAAACAGUGGGAGAGCCCCUGCUGCACCAUAACAUUAUCUGUUAUAAUGCAAGUUAUAUGCACAUGCGGCUUGUAGGUUAUUUUUGUAAUGAAAGCACUGCAGCUAGCAGCAACUGCACUGUUUUGAACCACGUUGGCUCGUGAUACUACUGUUACAUGAUUACAGUACACUAUAAGCACUACCAAUCUUCUAUUAUAUUCUGUUAUAUUCAGGUGAUGUCUAACUGUAGACCUCUCCCUGCUUUUAUUUUAUUUCUUUUACUUACGAGACAAGAUGUCAGAGAUUGCCUUUUUUCUUGAUUAUGCAUUCUCUUUUCUCCCAGUGGAAUUAGUAAAAAAAAAAAAAAAAAAAAAAAAUCAUACUUGUCUCAUCAUCUGUUGCUGUAAAAUCUGCAUCCAAAUAAUUCCAGUACGACCCCGUCGCUCAUUCAGCUGCUUUAGCCUCCACCCGUGUUUCCUUAUCAGAGGUACAACUGAAAACAGUUUUCUGCUUCUUUUCAAAAAACGCAUCAAAACGCUUCAUUUGCUCAUUUUUUUCCACUCUUUGUCUCCAUCUUUUCCUCGUUUCCGUGCUUACAAACACAAAUGGGAGAUUCGCUUGCUUCAGUUCUGUAACAAAAAAAAACCAAAACAAAACAAAAAGCAUCCUCCUUUCCUUUCUCCUGUUCUUCGUGUCUCAGUUCUCCCUCCAUGUCCUAAAGACACUGAAUGAUGACAGCAGACCCGUUUAUGUUUCUCUCACCCUCAGUCACCUUUGUAAAGUUGCAUCACUCCCGCUUUGUUCUCUUCGUUUCCAAGAGGUACUGAUGAAAAACCAGUCGAUGUUGACGCUACUUUCAACUGUAUUUAAAAACUACUAAAACCAUCCUCCAUCCCUCUUCUAUAUUUUGUUAGCAUGAGCAAAUCAUAUUGAUUUCACAGGGAUGAGGACUGGUAGAAGUCACCACUUCAUUAUGUACAGUGGCCGUCAUUAAUCUGGAAGAUGAUGAAAGCUAUUAACUUGGAGGCAGGAACAUGGAUGGAUUAAUGGUGGAAGUUAUUGCAGAGUACUGGAGGUGUUUUUUUUUUAAUGGAUGUUGCUCUUUUUUUUUCUUUUCUCCUCAGUAAUCACCUGUUUUCCCAGCCCACCGUCAUUAGUUUGCAUGGCAAGACUCAAAAAAAAUUAAAUUAACCUCAUAGUCUAAAUGAAGAUCACACAACAGCGAUGUUGCUUCUGAAGCUGCACUGCUGCACUGUUUGAACGCGUGUCUAAAAUCCUCAUGCGUGUCUGACGGCGUGACUUUAAUAUUUCCCACAGUUGAACAUCAGUGUGUGGUUCAGAUGUUUGUGAAAGGAGGAGUCGUGUGAAGUUUGAAGCCAACGUUUCUUCAAAGCAUCUCGGCACAAAGUCAUUACUGUCAGAUUUGAGUAAUGGUGAAAAAAAUGACUGCCAAGAUGCUUUUAGGUCCCGCUGAGGAUUUUAGAUACCACAUUACUAGUUAAUCUAGGCUGCUGUAACCACUUGGGUCUUGUUGAAUCCAUAUCUGUUUACAAAACCUUCAGGGUAUCUUUAGAGUGCUAGUAGACUGGGUUAGACUUAGAAACCACCAUAAAACCCUUAAUUCCAGGACUUUAGUCAGUUUCUUCAGAUUUCACGUGUGGGCUGGAGGGGUGAAAAGAUAUCCCUUGACACUACUGUGGAUGGGUUUUUUUUUUUAAAACAGGUUAUAUAAAGGCUUGACUCGAGAUUUCAAAUAGAUAGACGCCUGGUUAAAGUAUGUGAAACAGGGGAGAUUGAAAUGUGAAGUUGACGGACACUUUGUUUAUUAUGCGAUUUCCUACACAGGAACAAAGAUGUAUUAGCAACAAAACAAAACAAAAAAAAAAGCCCUCUUGGAUGAUCUUGGGGUGAAAGUUUCUGGUUGUUUCCAGUUUCUGAGUAAAUACAAAAAAAAAAAGAGAAAUGGUCCAACUAUUCAGCACCAGAAGAAGACAUACUGCAUUGUGUUUCAUGCUUGGUUGAACAAUGAUCAUGAACAAGAACAAUUAAAUAACAUAUUGCUCGUUUUUAGUUCUAGACUACCUUCUGAUAAGUACAGUAAUUCAUUUUUUACUGCAUAGGUUACAAUAAAAAGAGGAUGUUGUACAUAGUGGUAGUUUAUCAACUGACUGACAGUCUCUCUCUCUCAGGUUAAUCAAACGUAAUCAAACCUCAUCUGUUUUACUUAACAGCCAUGUUGUCAGUUCUGUUUGCUGGAUCAGAUUGUUCCACUGUGUGACCUAGAGUCGGUUUUUGUUCGUGUGUCAUUUUAAUGAAAGAAACUCUGAUUUGAUAAACCUUUAAAAGAAUUCUUUUAACAUAAACAGGAUGCUACUUUUCAGGAGGUGCUUCUAGCUUUUCUGAUAAAUUGCUGUAAAAGGAAAAAGCCUCUGAAAGGCUCCUGAACUCCUGUAAAUUUUGCAUGAAAGUGAAACUUGACACAAAGUGUGAACUGACUCUAGAUCAGUGCUCAGUGGUCACAUUCGAUCCAGACAGGUGGGCUGUCUUUAAAGGAGGCUCAUUGAAGUGAAAAUGCUUUUGUGAAAAUAUCUUAAGUUGGAAAAUGAGCCUAAACUUAACCAAUUUAUUUUAAGUCAGUGAGUUCUUAUAUUUUAGAAAAUGGUUACAUACCCGCACCAAUCACAGAUCCUUCUCUUGGUCUUUUCUCUAUGUAUAUAUAUAAGCUGUUGUGGAUCCAUCUUCAUUUUCAUUUCUAGGCCUUUUACAGGUAAAAACACUUUUUUAAACAUGAUGUGAAAUUAAAAAAAAAACAAAAAACUCCAUGUUUGAGAGUGAGUGUUAGAGUCCUGUCCAUAAACGACAAUGAAAGGGAAAACUAAGUCAUUCUGCCUUGUCAGUGUUUUAUUUGUAUGUUACAAAUAAAGGAAAGUUGUUUGACUUUUCAA